Molecule: messenger RNA, 793 nt
Organism: Oppia nitens
Lineage: Eukaryota; Metazoa; Arthropoda; Arachnida; Sarcoptiformes; Oppiidae
Exons: 1
Coding region: 23-757 (244 amino acids)
Cellular component (GO): membrane
Source: RefSeq, a predicted model, not a curated record
UUUGUUGAAAAUUUGUUUUAUUAUGGUGGCAAACAAUAAUUGUUUAAAUGCCAACCAAAAUGAUAAUCAACAACAACAACAACAACAAGGUCUUCAACCGGUCAACUAUAGAAACAAUACCAUUGGUAUUAGAUAUAACGGAACCGUUUGUUUAUUGAUGGCAUUCAAAAGCCUGAAUAUUAGUGUAACAUCAAAAACAACGGAUAAAACAUUUAUGAAUCAAAUUAUCGAUGACAGCGACGAAAUUCAGAUAAUUGUCGACAGAAGUAGUUGUCUUAAUAUUACCGAUCAAACACAACGUCUGGCAUUGAAUGUGUCGGGAAAUUAUUUGGAGUUUGUAUUCAAGAAAAAUAUGACAACAAAAUUGCAUAAACUUUCCCUAAUUAUGUUUGAAGUGGAAAAUCAGACACUAUUUGAUGGGACAACAGUGAAAAAUGGUAAUAUCUCGAAGAUGUCGCCCGAUCUUAAAGCUAAACAACUGGGCGGCGGUUAUUCAUUUGAAUGUCGACAUAAGUAUACGUUUCGGUUUAAUGCAACCGAAACGGAGGAAAUAAAAGUAUCGAUAAUUGGGCUAAAAUUUUCGGCCUUCAGAAAGAAAAAUAACGGCGAUUUUGAUAAACGUUUGGUUCAGUGCGAACCACCCAAGACUGUCAAACCGGGCAGUGAUACCGUUCCCAUAGCUGUUGGCGGAGUACUUACCGGUUUUUUGGUCAUCUCUUUGGUCGGAUAUUUGGUUAUAAGGGCACGAAAAGCGUAGAUAUGGAGACUAGAAAUUGUUUAAAAUGCUUAAUCA